AUGGCGAGAGAUAGUCAAGAUACCGAUUCGGAAGGUCCCCGCGGCCGUACUGGCCGUCCUGAGACACCAUCAUCUUCUGCGAAUUCGUCUCUCUCACGCCGUCCCACUCCUCGCGUACACUUUGAAGAGCCCGACAUGUGCAACCCACUAGCAUCUCCUCGUUCUGACGUGACUGUCACUGCGGUCCCGGUGCCUGUGCCUUCCAAAUCGACCAAUCCGAGGGUUGGUGUGCCUUCAAGUCUCGCAGAGGGUUCACAGUUCGUGUUGCCGCCUCCUUCACAUGACAGACGUAACGCUUUCGCUCAACGCAAAGCAAAACUCGCGGCUCAGGCUGCUGCUUCCUCCCAAGCUUCUUCUUCUUCUCAACCUCCCCCUCGCCCCUCUUCAUCUCACCCUUCUCGCUCUGUCACCCGUGCUUCUUCCAUCCCUCCUGUUCCCCCUUUUCCUGUUUCCAUCCUGAAAAAUCGACCGGGCAACAUCUCCAUUGCUCAAGUUAAACCUCGUUCUUCUUCUGCUCCCCCAUCUCCACCAAAGAUGGAUGACAGCUCCAAUGUUCCGGGGGGCAACAACAAGCCACUCCCUGUGUCUCCCUCCAGUAAAUUCGAGCCGCACACACCCAGCCCUCGUACACCCAGCUUCAAAAAGGAUGGCAUGCACCGUCCUAGCUUUAGUCCCAUGGAGCGUGUUUCUGGUGCUAGUCCUUCUGGUGUCAGCCCGACCACCUCUCAUCGGUCUAGUUUGACUAUCAAAGACCUUCCUGAGGCAGUCCGAUCUCUCCAGUCACGUUAUGAGACAGACCAAAAGCGACUCAGCAAGAAGCUCGACGAUAUGAACAAGCUCGAACAGAAGCUUGAGGGCUUUAUUACCUUGACACACGACUACGUUAAGGACCUAACGGAUGCGCUAUUCAAGGACAUGACUGAAUUGUCCGACGAAUUUUCCCAGGCAAAGCUCGACGCAAAGGAAGCCAAGGAACAGGUCCGCAACCUCAAGGAGGAAAUUCACGAAAUGCGGACUGAGAUCAACGGACUCACCUCGUCGCUGAAUGACCUGGGUGCCAAGGUCGACAUGUGCCUGUCUGGAAUCUGGGACAACACCGCAGAGCCAUUCGUGGCCUACCAACGUCGAAAGAAUAAAGAGAUCGACGAAGACAUCCAAGACAUCGGUGAUCAAACCAACGAACAGAAAGCGCAAAUCACCUUCAUGAGACAGAUGAUAAUUCGCACUCAAAUUGCGCUCCGAGUCUUGCAACAACAACAUGGUCUCACAGUCGCUGAUGAUGUGGAAAGAAUUCUUCCUCCAACCCCUUUGCCCGCUUUGCCUGUCCUCGACCCCAUUUCACACACCGGUACAUUGAGGACCCUUCCUCUCCCCUCCCCUGGGUCUGAAGCAAUCGCGACAUCUUCAGCUACCGCUACCUCGACAGCAACGCCUGCCCCAACGCCUGCUCUCCCGACAUCUUCAACUACCUCGACAGCAAAGCCUGCCCCAAAGCUCGCUGCUGCAACAUCAGCUCCUCAGACAGCAAAGGCGACUCCACCAGCAUCGGCCACCGGCUCAUCGACUGUCACUCCUCCGGGCUCUUCUACCGUCAAGCAGAGUUCAAUUCCCCGUCGGACCAAGAAGAACGGUUCGAAGAAGUCCGCCAGCUCUACGAGCCCAACUCAGCGGCCUGCACCUACUCCUUCGAGCGAGGCCCCAGUCUCUGCUCCCCCUGUGCCAACACUCCCCCCUGGCAUCCGUGUGCCGGGUGGUCCCGGCAAUAUUCCCUUCGGGGACAUUCACCCACUCUUCCGCCCUCAGUUCCGUGAGGCAAACGCUCAAGGGAUCCCAGCGAUCCCAGCGAUCCGCGCCCCGGCCACUGAGGAGGCCACCAAGGUUGAGACUGGCAAAGAGCCUCGCAAGUAG
This is a messenger RNA of Penicillium vulpinum, 1908 nucleotides long. RefSeq lists its product as uncharacterized. The record is from RefSeq and is a predicted model, not a curated record. The transcript is spliced from 2 exons. NCBI's taxonomy places the organism in Eukaryota, Fungi, Ascomycota, Eurotiomycetes, Eurotiales, Aspergillaceae. The coding region runs from base 1 to 1908 and encodes 635 amino acids.